Molecule: messenger RNA, 1854 nt
Organism: Cydia splendana
Lineage: Eukaryota; Metazoa; Arthropoda; Insecta; Lepidoptera; Tortricidae
Exons: 2
Coding region: 160-1041 (293 amino acids)
Source: RefSeq, a predicted model, not a curated record
UUGGAGAAAGUGGACGUUUGGAUUACUGUGGCUGAGAUACGUCACGCACCCUAUCUACAUCCCCAUACUGGUGACCCCUGAAGAACACAGUACCAAGAGGAUUUUAUCAGAAAACCGUACGUAGAAGUGUCGAGCAAAAUAGACAAAGGAAAUACCGUUAUGUCGCCCAUCACACAAGUACCGGCGGGAGUGCCUGUUCCCACUGCACCAUCCGUCACAACUGCGCCGCUCGGUUCCACAACAACAACGACUCCGUCAUCCGAAGUUUUUAGAGUCGGAGUACGACUUCCACCAUUUUGGCCGGAGGAACCCGCGAUUUGGUUCUCGCAGGUCGAGGGUCAGUUCAACAUAGCCGGCAUCACCAAUGACCUGACAAAGUUUCAUUAUGUCGUCAGCCAGUUGGAUCGACAGUUUGCAAAGGAGGUCAGGGAUAUUAUCACCAAUCCACCGGCAACUGACAAGUAUAUUAAGCUGAAGAGCGAACUCAUCAGUCGCCUGAGCGAUACCACCGAGCGACAGAUCCAGCAACUCCUGCAUCACGAAGAGCUGGGAGACCGUAAGCCGUCUCAGUUCCUGCGUCACCUGCAGGCUCUGGCAGCUAAGCGCAUAUCGGACGACGUUUUACGCAUGAUGUGGACCAACAGAUUACCCGCGAGCAUCCAAACUGUCCUCGCAGGGCAUCCAGAUGCUUCGUUGGACAUUAUCGCAGACCUUGCUGACAGGGUCCACGACAUCGGCCCACGCUGCGCUUGUUCGUCGCACGUCGCUUCUGCAGGCUCCGAGCAACCUGGCUCCAGUAGUGACGCCUUGGCAAGGGAGAUAGCUGCGCUCAGGAGAGAGGUUCGAGCCUUGAAGAUGGACCGUGAAGGAGGAAGAUCCCGCUCAAGGAAUCCCAGCCGCUCCAAAAGGCAGAGUCGUUCCAGCACCAGUUAUAGGAAAUUUCCCAUCUGCUGGUACCAUUCAAGACAUGGCGAGAACGCUAACAAGUGCGUACAACCCUGCGACUACAAGAAGUCGGGAAAUGCCAUGGGCAGUCGGUAAUGGCGACUCCUGACCGCCCUGUCACAUCGCGUCGCCUGUUUGUCACCGACAGAAGGUCGAAGCUGCAGUUUUUGGUCGACACCGGUAGCGACCUCUGCGUCUUCCCCAAGUCGUUACUGCACGAGCGUCGAGCACCGACGGGGUACAACCUGUCCGCAGCCAAUGGGACACCCAUCGAAACCUACGGUUACGCGCAUCUCAACCUGGACCUUGGACUUCGACGCGACUUUCCGUGGCGUUUUGUGGUAGCUACGGUUACUAAACCGAUUAUAGGGGCGGAUUUUCUAGCGCACUAUAAUUUAAUUGUAGAUUGUGGUGGUAAGAGGCUAGGUCGUAUUAUAGAUAACGUCACUAGUUUAUACGUUAAUGCCGUUUCUGCUGUUAAUACUAGUGAUAUAUUUUCUGUAAAGGUCAUGAACGGCAGCGAUUCCUGCUACCAUCAAAUAUUGUCACAGGAAUAUCCUGAGAUCACACGACCUGCUGGCAUACACCGCACUAUACCACACAAUACACAACACCACAUUCGCACCACUCCAGGUCCCCCGGUAUCCUGCGCUCCGAGACGUCUUGCCCCUGACAAGCUGAAGCUGGCGAGGCAGGAGUUUGAAGGUAUGUUGGCUAGCGGCACGGCACGACCAUCAGAGAGCCCUUGGUCUUCACCACUGCACCUGGCGCCUAAAAAAGAUAAUGGGUGGCGCCCCUGUGGUGAUUACCGUCAGCUCAAUGCCCGUACCGUCCCUGACAAAUACCCCAUCAGGCAUUUGCAUGAUUUUACCCACAGCAUAUCUGGUUGUAAGGUCUUUAGUACCAUUG